Molecule: messenger RNA, 729 nt
Organism: Thelazia callipaeda (thelaziosis nematode)
Lineage: Eukaryota; Metazoa; Nematoda; Chromadorea; Rhabditida; Thelaziidae
Source: the annotation of a GenBank genome assembly
AUGCCACGGCAAGGAUUACGUUCAUUCCUGCGUGAGACAUCAGCAAUAUCGGAAAGGUUGGCACAAAUAAAGAAAUUAUCUAAUACUAUAAUAGAUAGCGAUGGUGACUAUACGAUCGAAAAGAAAAUGUUAAUUGAGCGUGCCCGUCAACUGGUAUCAGCGCUUACCCCUGAUAUAGUUGGCGCAGUACUGCCGGAUCGUUUAGGUCUUGAAGCGAUGACAGCCCCAAUGUAUUACGCCGAUGUUUAUGAAUCUGAGCAUAUUCACGUUUGCUUGUUUGGUUUCAAAAAUUGUAACUUUGUAUUCCCAUUACAUGAUCAUCCUGAAAUGUAUGGAUUUUUGAAAGUCUUACGUGGUGCAAUUGCUCUGAAUUCAUAUACAGAACUCAGUCAUGAUGAACAUAGCAAAAUGAGAAGUACUGUCAAGUUGAAUGCUCGGUCGUCCAAUAGGAUUGUUUACAGAUUUGAUGGUGUUACCAAUUGUUGGUGUAGUGAUGAAUGUGUAUAUUUGGGACCAGAGUUUGGCAACAUACACUCUCUGACACCUCUUGAAGAUGGUGCCGCAUUUUUCGAUCUACUUAUUCCUGGAUAUGGUAACAAUCGGUGUACCUAUUUUAAAAAUAUGACACCGAAUCCAAGAUUGAAGCAGACAUGUAUGUUACAAAAAAUUGCUGAACCUGAGGAUUAUUAUUGUCAAGUUUUGCCCUAUAAUAAAAUCAAAGCAUUGUAA